UUACCCAGAGAUUAAAAUGAAGAUAUUUGGAGUAUGAGUCUUUCCUCUUCUUGCUAUUUCUGAUGGCACACUUUUCAACACAACACCGUCAUGUGAAGCAGAUGGCAUAACUGAGUUGAUAUUUGCCUUGGUUUAUUUCCUUGCUACCAAAGAAUGCAGGAGUGGGAGGGAAGGUGGUAACCUUUCCAUUUGUUUUUUUUUUCCUUUCAUCACAGUGAGGCUGUUUCACACAACUGAAGGAGCAUGUUUUCUGAAAUGGACAGCAACCACACUGUUGCAUAUUAUGAAACUCUGGCUUGUAAUUUAACUGCCCCUGGUCAAGGUGCAAUGCAAAUAGUCCAGCUCUUCUUGAUGCCAUGGAUCUUUUUGGCAGUGUUGGUGCUUGGUGUGCCCCUUAAUGUCAUCUCCCUGUGGGUGUUGUCCCGUCGGGUGGUACGGAGUAAUCGGAGUACCCUGUUUCUCCACAACCUAGCCCUGGCUGACAUUUCCUGGCUGAUGGCCUUGCCGUUCCUCAUCCAGUUUCACUUAUCUGGGAUGGAGUGGUCACUCGGCGUCUUUUUCUGCAAACUUAUCCGUAUGCUCUACCACAACUACUUCUACCUGAGCAUAUUCUUUGUGACCUGUGUGAGUGUAGACCGCUACCUGGCCAUCGUUCACCCUGUUCAUUCACCUGUUCUCCUUACUCGGCAACGUGCCAUCAUGUUAUGUGUCACUGUUUGGGUGUUUGCCAUAGUGAUGAGCAUCCCAGUGGCCCAGCUGACUUACAUCUCAAACUGUCAGAGUGACAACAAGACUGUGUGCUCUAUGUACAUCUUUAUGAGUACUGUAAAUCAGAGCCUAUCAUAUUCCCUCUGCUGUACCUGUGUUGGAUUCCUGCUUCCCUUUAGUGUGCUGAGCUACUGUUACAUGCGCAGUGUGUGCCAGCUGCGCAGGCGGGUUGACCCACGUCUCAGAGGACUGGCCUGUGAGCUUGGUGCAGUCAUGGUCUUGUUUGGACUCUUUUACUUACCAUAUCAUGUGAGUCGGAAUGUGGCUAUCGCCAUGCCAUCACUAGCACCAGAUAAUCCGUCAGCAUGGGAGGUGGCUGACUUAGUGUUUUGUCUAGAGAUGUGCGUGUGCAGUUUCACCUCCUGUACUAACCCUCUAUUCAGCUGCUUUUUGGGGAGGACACUCCGGAGGGAGCUAUGGUCAACUCUCACCAAGCUGUGGAAGAAGCACAGAGUGGAGCCGGAGCAUAAGGAGGACGGGAGAGCCGAGGAGUCCCCGAUUACAAUUAAUAAGGCAGCAAAUUAGACUCCGUGCCACCAGUCCACCAUUGCCUCUAUAAACUUGUUUACACUACGAAAAAUCUCCUCUAAUCAUUCUAUUUAGAAGAAAGAAAGAGUGCAUCAGAUGAUACAAAUUUACAGACAAAAUUAAAAGAAGAGCUACAGUCUAGUGUUACAGUGCCCACUUGUGGUCAUUUUAUAAUACUAGUCGUUUUGACUCAAUUAAUCGUGUCCUAUUGUUCUUUCUUUUUUGUUCCUCUUUUAUAUAUAUUUUUUCUUUCCUUGUAGACAUUUUUAGCUAUCAUGCCUAAAAAUAUUUCUUACAUUGCGUUGCUAUGUAGCUGAAGGUGGACACGCAGAAACCCUGCAUUUUAUUCCGUGGAAGUUGUAUUAAUAUGUCUUCGGCAUUCUCUAACAUGCACAUUGUGAACAUUAACCUCGUUUUUCUGGAGGCUUUUGGGAGGGUGUGCUGGGGUUUUUUUUACACUACAUCAGCAUCUUUCUAUAUUCCUGUUUCUUCUCAGGGAAGCUUAAAGACCCUUAUUGAUGGUGAAAACUCGUUUCCAUGGUACUGCUUCCCUUACAGCUUUAAAAUGACUUUUGAUGCAUCACAUAAUAAUAA
Messenger RNA from Hemibagrus wyckioides, 1890 nucleotides. RefSeq names its product succinate receptor 1-like. Gene Ontology annotation, biological process: G protein-coupled receptor signaling pathway. The record is from RefSeq and is a predicted model, not a curated record. Gene Ontology annotation, molecular function: G protein-coupled receptor activity. Lineage: Eukaryota; Metazoa; Chordata; Actinopteri; Siluriformes; Bagridae. The coding region runs from base 244 to 1293 and encodes 349 amino acids. Gene Ontology annotation, cellular component: plasma membrane. The transcript is spliced from 2 exons.